Molecule: messenger RNA, 3880 nt
Organism: Mesoplodon densirostris (Blainville's beaked whale)
Lineage: Eukaryota; Metazoa; Chordata; Mammalia; Artiodactyla; Ziphiidae
Gene: CHPF2
Product: chondroitin polymerizing factor 2
Exons: 5
Coding region: 1404-3740 (778 amino acids)
Cellular component (GO): Golgi cisterna membrane
Molecular function (GO): glucuronosyl-N-acetylgalactosaminyl-proteoglycan 4-beta-N-acetylgalactosaminyltransferase activity
Source: RefSeq, a predicted model, not a curated record
GGGACUGACAGCGAGCGGAAGAGGAAGGAACGGGCCAGGCUGUGAGGUGGCAGCGGCUGCAGCGGCGGAACCGGCGCCUCGGGCCCUGGGGUCUGUUCCCCCUUCCCCGCCCUAGCCCUGCAAGGGGCGUCGGGGGCGCCGCUCCGGAGGACAGGAGCACGUCCCAGCCCCACGCCCUCACCCCCACUCCCCGGGACCGGGCUGGCCGCGGCCGCCAUACCCCGGCCGCCCGUUAUCCGCCCGCCGCCGCCCCUGGCCCGGCUGCAGGGGACUCGCCCUGGGGGCCUCGGGGUGUCCCUCGUUGUCCUUCGCCCACUGGCGCAGGCAGGGCUUUUGCCCCCGCUGACGGUCCUGAGAACGGAGUCUUUGCCCUCCUCUCCCCGCCGCGACCUCCAUUCCCGUCGCCAGAACGAACGGGGUCUCCCUGCCCCUCCUCUACAGCCCCGUGACGCAGCCAGUUUUAUUUCUGUUGUGAGACUAACGGCUAACACUCGCUUUGGGCCUUCUUUCUAGGACUAGAGUUGCUCUUUGAUUGCUGAGAGGUAGACAGGGGCGCCGGGCUUGACAACGGGCGCACCGGAAGCCAGCCGAGCAUCCGUGUGCCUUCACAGGAUCCCUGCGUUGUCGCUAGCUGCACCUCUUCUCGGUUCGGUUUGGUUCGGUUUGGGUACCCGGGGCUCUGGUAAAACCAAACACCGAAUCGCUCUUACGCGGCCGGGGUUACUGUCAUUGGCCUCCCGUCCCUUCUCAGAGGAUGGUGGGCAGCACCGGCCUCUCAGCAGCGGGGAUUCAGAGAAGAACACCCUGCAGAGUGGCUCCAUCAGCCAUUGUGCUCCUCUGAGAGGCUCUCCGCGCUGAGUCACCAGUGGAAAGGCCCUGACCCCAUCCCGGUGCUGGCCUUCAGCAGCCACUCAGCAGCCCCUGCAGUAAACUGAGUGAGACGUGGCCCCGCCAGGCGCUUUUUGGGAAAGGCCUGUGGAGUUAGGUUCCUCUAGCCGGGGGCUGUUGUGUUGAUGGAGCAUGUGCUUUUCCCCCAGCCCAUCUUUAUCGGUUGCUGCCAUCUCUUGGCUUAGAUCCAGACUACAGAUGUAUGUAGUCCUUUGGGGUUAGGUUUGACAGGAUUGAGUUUUAUUUCCUCUCGUUUUUCCUGGAAGCUUCACCAUGAGUGGGUGAAAUUGAUUCGAAUAUUUACUAUUUGGAUUGAGGGUUAGAGCGAGCACCUUGACAACAGAAGGCCAGGCAGACAUUUCCCGGGGAUACUGGGCCUGGAAGCAAACAUGCCUCGUUCUCUUGUUGACCUCAUUGACCCCAGGUUCCCUUGUUAAAACUGCAGACCUACUCCCGGCCAGGUGCCCAGUUACCCACUGAUCGAUCCUUGAGGCUGUGCCCUCUGGGGCACGCACAUGGCAGGGCCCACCGCCAUGCGACUGAGCUCAGUGUUGGCUCUGCUGCGACCAGCACUGCCCCUCAUCCUAGGGCUGUCUCUGGGGUGCAGCCUGAGCCUCUUGCGGGUUUCCUGGAUCCAGGGUGAGGGAGAAGAUCCCUGUGUAGUGGCUGUGGGGGAACCAGGAGGGCCACAGAAUCUAGACUCAGGAACUCAGCUUGACCAAAGUGAUGAAGACUUCAAACCCCGGAUUGUCCCCUACUACAGGGAUCCCAACAAGCCCUACAAGAAGGUGCUCAGGACUCGGUACAUCCAGACAGAGCUGGGCUCUCGCGAGCGGUUGCUGGUGGCUGUCCUGACCUCCCGGGCCACACUGUCCACUCUGGCUGUGGCUGUGAACCGCACGGUGGCUCACCACUUCCCUCGGUUACUCUACUUCACUGGGCAGCGAGGGGCCCGGACUCCGGCAGGGAUGCAGGUGGUAUCCCACGGGGACGAACGGCCAGCCUGGCUCAUGUCCGAGACCCUGCGCCAUCUUCACACACACUUUGGGGCCGACUACGACUGGUUCUUCGUCAUGCAGGAUGACACGUAUGUGCAGGCCCCCCGCCUGGCAGCCCUGGCUGGCCACCUCAGUAUCAACCAAGACCUGUACCUGGGCCGGACGGAGGAGUUCAUUGGCGCAGGCGAGCAGGCCCGAUACUGCCACGGGGGCUUUGGCUACCUGUUGUCACGGAGCCUCCUGCUUCGAUUGUGGCCGCAUCUGGAUGGCUGCCGAGGAGACAUCCUCAGUGCCCGUCCCGAUGAGUGGCUUGGCCGCUGCCUCAUUGACUCUCUGGGCAUCGGCUGUGUCUCACAGCACCAGGGGCAGCAGUAUCGCUCGUUUGAACUGGCCAAAAACAGGGACCCCGAGAAGGAGGGGAGCUCGGCUUUCCUGAGUGCUUUUGCGGUGCACCCUGUCUCCGAGGGAACCCUCAUGUACCGGCUCCACAAGCGCUUCAGUGCCCUGGAGCUGGAACGAGCGUACAGUGAAAUAGAACAGCUGCAGGCUCAGAUCCGGAACCUGACCGUGCUGACCCCUGAGGGGGAGGCAGGCCUGAGCUGGCCCAUUGGGCUCCCGGCCCCUUUUACACCGCACUCUCGUUUUGAGGUGCUGGCCUGGGACUACUUCACAGAGCAGCACACCUUCUCCUGUGCAGACGGGGCCCCCAAGUGCCCACUGCAAGGGGCUAGCAGGGCAGAUGUGGGCGACGCCGUGGAGACUGCUUUGGAGCAGCUGAAUCGGCGCUAUCAGCCCCGCCUGCGCUUCCAGAAGCAGCGGCUGCUCAACGGCUACCGGCGCUUUGAUCCAGCGCGGGGCAUGGAGUACACCCUGGACCUGCUGCUGGAAGCCGUGACGCAGCGCGGGCACCGGCGGGCCCUGGCCCACAGGGUCAGCCUGCUGCGGCCCCUGAGCCGGGUGGAGAUCCUCCCCAUGCCCUACGUCACCGAGGCCACCCGCGUGCAGCUCGUGCUGCCGCUGCUGGUGGCCGAAGCCGCCGCGGCCCCUGCGUUCCUGGAGGCCUUUGCAGCCGGUGUCCUGGAGCCGCGCGAGCAUGCCUUGCUCACCCUGUUGCUGGUCUACGGGCCGCGGGAAGGGGGCCGAGGGGCCCCGGACCCGUUUCUUGGGGUGAAGGCUGCAGCGGCUGAGUUGGAACGACGGUACCCUGGGACGAGGCUGGCCUGGCUCGCUGUGCGCGCGGAGGCCCCUUCCCAGGUGCGGCUCCUGGACGUGGUCUCCAAGAAGCACCCCGUGGACACGCUCUUCUUCCUCACCACCGUGUGGACCAGGCCCGGGCCCGAAGUCCUCAACCGCUGCCGCAUGAACGCCAUCUCCGGCUGGCAGGCCUUCUUCCCGGUCCACUUCCAGGAGUUCAGCCCCGCCCUGGCACCACAGAGAUCUCCCCAAGGGCCCCCGGGGGCCGGCCCCGACCCCCCGUCCCCUCCUGGCGCUGAGCCUGCCCGGGGGGCCCCUGUUGGGGGCAGGUUUGACCGACAGGCUUCCGCAGAGGGCUGCUUCUACAACGCCGACUACCUGGCGGCCCGAGCCCGGCUGGCCGGUGAACUGGCAGGCCAGGAAGAGGAGGAAGCCCUGGAGGGGCUGGAGGUGAUGGAUGUUUUCCUCCGGUUCUCAGGGCUCCACCUUUUCCGGGCCGUGGAGCCAGGGCUGGUGCAGAAGUUCUCCGCGCGUGACUGCAGCCCGCGGCUCAGCGAGGACCUCUACCACCGCUGCCGCCUCAGCAACCUGGAGGGGCUGGGGGGCCGUGCGCAGCUCGCCAUGGCUCUGUUUGAGCAGGAGCAGGCCAAUAGCACCUAGCGCGGCCCGGGGCCCUGCGCCUCCACUUAGGGCCCUUCGGCCUUAGCCCCGGCAAGCCCGGGCAACGUGGAUGGACAGAUGGAGGGCUUGUUGCUGUAUUUCUGAAUAAGAAAAUGUCAUUAAAAGUGUCUUCUGCCGAA